Messenger RNA from Tachysurus fulvidraco (yellow catfish), 2969 nucleotides. RefSeq names its product mitoguardin 1 (gene miga1). Gene Ontology annotation, biological process: mitochondrial fusion. The record is from RefSeq and is a predicted model, not a curated record. The transcript is spliced from 16 exons. NCBI's taxonomy places the organism in Eukaryota, Metazoa, Chordata, Actinopteri, Siluriformes, Bagridae. Bases 225 to 1943 code for a protein of 572 amino acids.
AGCAUUCGUUGAAAUCAAUAGCCAAUGUAGUGCACUAGUGUAGGGUGUAUAGAGGUAUUUGAAAUACUGCCCAAGAUCUUCAGCUGUCUUUUUUCCCUUGUGGACAGAUGGUUAAAAGACGACUGAAGCUCUAAAUAUAUUAAAGCGGUGUGUGUUCUGGGACGUCCUUAAGGCUGAGCCGGAGCUGAGGAACAUACAGUAGAUGAUGGUGUGAAUAUGGCACUAUGGCAGACGAUUUGCUCAGAGACUCCUCUCUGUCCUUAAAGACGGCCGUCCUUCAUGCGGCCGAACUUCCCCUGUCAGUCCUUUCCUCCCUUUCACAGGUGAGUCUGAGCUCUGGCACUAAGAAGCUGGUGGCUGUUGCUGCCUUCGGCGCCGUCUCCGUCCUCUUCCUCGCCCGUCGCUUCAGGCGGCGGAAAGGAAAGAAGAAAGCGGUGCAGGAGCAGAAGAGGUCUGAUUUCCUCUCAACGCUUCCACCAUUGAAAGACGCUGCUUGCAAUCGUCCAAACCUCAGUUUGUCUCUGAACUCGAAGGGCGCCUUUUACCGUCACGCCGCAUCUAACGGUGGCUUACACAGCAAGCUCUCCAGCUCCCUGCAGAGUCUGACCUCGGUGAAGAGCAUGAACUCUUGCAGCGAGGGCACCAGCGGCUCAGCCUGCUGGGACAGAACGGACGAUGGCGAUCUACGCAACAUCGUCACGACUCCAGAAAACCUCUACCUCAUGGGUAUGGAGUUGUUUGAGGAGGCGCUGCGACGCUGGGAAGAAGCGCUAAAUUUCCGUAGCCGGCUGGCUGACGACGAGGCUGAGUGCUUUUCUGUAAAGCUGGGAGCCGGAGAUGCCAUCGCAGAGGAGACCGUAGAGGACAUCAUCAGCGGCGAGUUCAUUCGUAAGCUAGAGUCUCUGCUGCAGAGAGCGUAUCGGCUCCAAGAGGAGUUUGAAGGAGCGCUGGGAUUCACGGAGCCGUCUUCACACCACAGCGAGAAGCACAACGAAGGCUCCGUGAGGGACGAUUUGGACGACUCGUGUUGGAGAGACACCGUGAGCGUCGGCUCCACCGACUCCUUUGUGUCCGCGGCAGAGCUGUCUGAGCAUAAGAUUGCCAUGGGUCUCAGCUCUCUGUGUCGUUAUCCCUUCUACGAGGAUGCUUUGCAGAUGGCCGAGGACGGGAAAAUAUCCUGUAGAGUUCUCCGAACCGAGAUGCUUGAAUGCCUCGGAGACACCGAUUUCCUCGCCAAGCUUCACUGCAUCCGCCAGGCUUGUCAGGUCAUUCUCCAAGAAUUAUCGACUCGUACGUUUCUGGCUGACACGGGGAAAAAAAUCUUGUCCUCAAUCAUCGUGAAAGCCAGGAAGAAUCCCAAGAGAUUUGAGGAAGUUUACGAGAAGAUGAUCGGCUUCCUGGAGCAGAGGGAGCACUGGGAGAACACAGAAGCUGAGCUCUCUGCGAGAGGGGUGAGGCAUUUAAACUUCUACGACAUCGUCCUCGACUUUAUCCUAAUGGAUUCGUUUGAGGAUCUGGAGAAUCCGCCCAUGUCCAUCACGAAUGUCGUCAACAACCGCUGGCUUAACAAUGCCUUCAAAGAAACUGCGGUGGCUUCGAGCUGCUGGUCUGUUCUAAAGCAGAAGCGACAACACGUGAAGAAUCAGGAUGGCUUUAUCGCUCACUUCUACGCUGUCUGUGAACACAUUAGUCCCGAGUUAGCAUGGGGUUUCCUGGGGCCUAAAAGCUCCCUGCAUGACUUUUGCUGUUUCUUCAAGGAGCAGGUGAUACUCUUCCUGAAGGACAUCUUUGAUCUGGAGAAGGUGCGUUACUCCAGCGUGGAAACUCUGGCUGAAGACGUACUGCACCUGCUGCACCACCGAGCCGAGUUGCUUCUGAGUUUCUCGGGCUCCGAUUGUACUCCACACACUAACGGCUGCGUCUGCACCGUGUCCGAUUCGUAAUUUCUUCCGUACUCGAAGAAAACAACAUUUCACAAUCAGUGCAUUGUUUAUUGACAUUUCUAUAUUGAUAAACGUCAAAGUCUAGCAUGUAAACCGAGUGAAAUUAUUAUAACCUGCUGAUCUAUUUAGUCUGAUCGCACUGGUAUGUACAUGAAUUAUUUAUUUCAUAUCUGUUUUUAUUCUCGAAACCAGUGCUAUGGAACGGCCCUAAAACGCGAUUAAACGUGUGUGACGAAUGUCAUUUGAAAAGACCUUUCCUCUGGCUAGAAAUCACCCCUUCUCGCUUUAGAUGGAUGUACCAUUUGGGCUUUUAGGAGUGUUUCCCACAUCAAGACGGCAUACUGUAAAGCAAUGAAGAAUGAAUUAUUUUAAAUAUCACACAUUUGGUUAUGAUGGUGAUGAUGUUGACGAUGAUGGUACGCCUUAUUGUUGGCACCUGUAUCGAGUUCUGAAAUUCAAAAUAAAUGUUAGACGUGUUGCGGGUUUUUUUUUUUAAUUGAGCGUUUUAACAAAUUACUAAAGACAGUUCGUUCAUUAAUCCUGAUUAACCGUGCGAUUGUCGUCGUGUCAAAAAAACAACACCACCGGUGUAGUUUAAGUUAAAUAAACGACUAUUUGCAAACAUGAUUAGACGAUAUAAUUUGCUAUGAAUUAGGAUUUUUUUAAAUCAUUUUCAGAGCACCGCCAACCCAAAAAUAAAGGUUUACACCCAAAUUUAGGAACGUUAAUAUUAUUUCAGCUAGUUAGUUAAAGCCACCUGUCACUAGCGUUAGCCAGUGAGUUAGCACUAGCUAAAUAUACUCAGAUUUGUGAUUAAAUAAUAAACUUUAACCUAAGCUCCACCGUUAUUAACAUUGAUACCAGGAUAUAAGCUAAACUGCCUGUUCAGCUAAAUGCUAAAUAUUUAUUCUAAAAGAUUUUGGAUGUAUUUUGUCUAAUUAUUAAACUUUUUGUUUUUUUGUAAAAAUGUCGAAAGUGCUGCUAUGUUGUCAAAUUCAUGAACUAAUAAAAGGCCAAAGAAAAGUG